This is a messenger RNA of Juglans regia (Persian walnut), 2861 nucleotides long. RefSeq lists its product as uncharacterized. Gene Ontology annotation, molecular function: protein binding. Bases 134 to 2536 code for a protein of 800 amino acids. The transcript has 12 exons. The record is from RefSeq and is a predicted model, not a curated record. Lineage: Eukaryota; Viridiplantae; Streptophyta; Magnoliopsida; Fagales; Juglandaceae.
AUGGAGGUCCUUAGAGUGGAGGAGCACUGAGAGGUUUGUUUGCCAAUCUUGGGAGAGAUUCUGGCUUGCCAAAGAGUGAGGCUGGUUUCACUUUCUUCUAGUUGAUUUGAACUGUGCAUCGGAGCUCGUUGUGAUGAAGUUUCAAUUGGGGGAUUUCAUUGACUGGAACGAAGAUAUGAAAGAGGGAGGGAGUAAAAUGGCGGACGAGGGAGGAGAUAUGCUAGAAACGAGGAGGAGGAGCGUCAGAAUAUGGGCAUUGGAGGAGGAAAAGAAGAAGAAGACGACGACAACGACGACGACGACGACGGUAGGGGAUAAACAGCAGAAGGCAAGCGUCACCAAUUCCAACCCUCUCUUGACUGCAGGGAACGAGACUGUGUCCGUUGCUGCAUUCAAAACCAACUCCAUAGCUGGAGUCCCGCAUUUUCAGCAUACUCAAGUGCAAGAAGAUCAGCACAAGGAGCAGCAGCAUGCUCGUCCCCCCACUUUCAAGCAGUACGACCGCAGGAGGGUGAAGCGCAAAAGACUUGAAGACGUAGUUGUUAGUUCUCCCGCUUACUUUUCUCCAGCACAGGAAGGAGAAAAUGAUCCAAAACAUGGAAGUACUUCAAUUCGAAAUGAUCAUCGAGCAAGUUCUUCAUCUCUACAACGAUUGCCAGAAAAACGGGUACUUGAGUUUGUCAUCGAUAUACUGCAAAGGAGAGAUACAUAUGAAAUAUUUGCCCAGCCAGUUGACCCUGAAGAGGUGGAAGGAUACUACAGAAUCAUUAAAGAACCAAUGGAUUUUGGCACAAUGAGGGCCAAACUUCAGGAAGGAAUGUAUACAAGCUUAGAGCAAUUUGAGCAUGAUGUGUUUCUGAUUAGCAACAAUGCAAUGCAUUUCAAUUCGUCGACCACCGUAUUUUAUAGAGAGGCUCGUAGUAUACAAGAACUGGCCCAGAGGGUUUUUCAUGCUCUGAAAACUGAUCCAGAAAAUUUUGUGCUUGAGUUUUCUCUGACAAAAAAACGCCCCGGGAGGAAACCCCAAGGUGAAGCCGCAGGUCCAAGCACUAAGCGCGCUAGAUAUGGCAAGGUGAACAUUGGUGCUGCGCCAAGGAGGAACACCAAAACAGAACGACUGUUUGAUUUGAACUCUCAUUUUGAGCAAAGACAGAACAAAAUUCCUUCUGGAUCUGGAGCUGGGUUUGGAACAGAAAGGCGUCAAACAUAUAAGCCUCCCAGGGAGAAUGAGUCGAUAUUUUCAUCACAAUACGAUCUCCCGAAACCUCUCAUUCAUAUUAUUGAUGGGGAACUUGGGUACAAGGAAAGUCUGAUGGAGUUUGUUAAAGAUUUGGGACCAACGGCUCAAAUGGUUGCCAAUAGGAAAUUAGAAAAAUAUAGGCAGAUUGAAGCUUCAAAUAGUCAGUUCCAGGCUCAAGCCCCUUCUACAAGUAGUACUCCAAGUUGGCUAGUUCCUCCACCAUCUCUCACUCUGGCACCUAAUUAUCUGGAUGGUGUGAACAAUGGUGAAAUACCUCAGAGUAUCCUCCAUAACUUACCUGGGGAUUAUUUAGAUGAUGCCAACAAGCGAUUGGAUGGUCAUGGUGAUGUUUUCAAAGGAGAAAAUGCCCAAACCAGUUGCGGCAUUAAUACCCAUGAUGCUGCCUACAAAGGAAAGAUGGUCUGCACCGAUAGCAGAAUGGACAUGGAUAACACUUUCUUCAGAGGCAUGGUUCCCUCCUCUGACAUAAUGGGAACUAGCGGUGAUCUGCGAAGGGUAAACCCUCACUUCAGUACCAUAAAGGCUGUCAAGAUUGCUUCCCCGGAAGUAGCAGCUUCCAACACACGUGGAAAUAUCGACAUUUUUGGUUCAUCCAAAGGAAAACAAAUCUGCACAGAUGAAAGUAUGAACCUUCUGCAUGGCAAUGAUCGAUAUGAUACUACACAUCAAAAUCAAUAUGGAGAGAUGUGGUACGGUUCACAUUUUCCCCUCUCUGGAAUUGAAAAUACGAACACUCCUGUUGGGGAUGGGAUCACAAACACGUGCGACAAGUACCAGACUAUUGAUAUGAUGGCAGAAUUUAACCAACCACGUAACCAGAUGCAGCCGGAUGAAUUGGCCAACGUGUUACAUUCGAGGCUGCAGGAGCUGAUGUCAGGAAACUCUUCUGUCUUGACUUCACAAGCCCCUAAAGUGUCGGUUCAGGACACUACUUUCUUGAAUAGAUUAGGCUCACAGGAAGAGGGUAGAGUUAACAGAGAACAGGCAGCGCAAUCCCUGGAAUGGCCCCGAUCCACAACUCCGCAAACAAGCCGUGGUUUUCCAAGUGUGCAGAUGCAGCUUAACAAGAACAGACUCGUCGGCCGAAGCACAAUAUUGCGUGAGCGAACACCACACCUGCGAGCAUCACAACUUGUAGCAGCUCAGAAAAUGGCCGUAUUACAUGCAAUGAGUUUCUAUGACAAGGCUACUCCCGAAAGCCACCAAGCGGAGGAUAGUCAACGACAGUCCUCAUCGGAUAAUAGCAAGCAGCUUGAUUUGGCUCUUCAGCUGUGAUCAGUCAAUUAAGCACAGAGCUGGACUCCUAUAUAUUCUGCAAACUUCAGAUAUCAGAUGUUAGACACAAACUCUUCCAAAGCACAUGAAAGAAACGGAUCAAGCUCAAUAAUUCUCUAGCAGCUCGUGGUAUUCCUAUGACCAUUUUAUGAUCAUUCAGUUUGUAAUCCAAAUGACAAAUUCUUAGUUUUUUUUUUUUGGCCAAUCUGUAGUUGUACUGUCUGCACUUUGUUGCUUACCUUUUGUUCCUUAAGUAGUUUACCCGCAGCUGUCUGCAGCAUGGCUGCUUGUGUUUUAAUGGUACCUAACUGGUAUUUUCUCUUGG